AUGUCAGCAGCGUUAGGGUCGAAAAGUAGUGGGUCGGAUGAGGAAGCUGACAAUCACACGAUGGCUCGAAUGCUAGAAGACGGUAACGGUCGACUUCUAUACGUCGGAGACUCAGCCACCCUUUCAUUCCUGCAACUUCUUCGAAUGAUUGUCGAGACUGCAGCAGGACCGAAUGAUUUCUCUAUGGAUCCUGACCGGCAUCAGAUGACAGAAGUCAAGUUUCAGGACGCAGCUAUUAGUGUGACUCGUCUACUACCAGACAAAGCCACUGCUCUGGUACUUGUUGACUCUUUUUUCACGAACACGUACGGCAUGGUUGAAAUAUAUUCCGAGAAGGAGUUUUUGUCCGCGCUGGACACAUGCUACGCCGAACCGCACUCCAUAGAACGCCAUUGGUUGUGUCAUUUUCAUCUAGUGCUGGCAAUUGGCUUGUGUCUUGCCACUCCAAGAUUCAACACUCAGGAGUGGGAGCUCGUUGAAAGACUGCGCGCACAAUCUCCUAAUCAAGCAGAAAUAUAUUAUGCUACCGCCAAGAGCCUGGUGGAUCCCCUGAGCUGUGCUGGCGAUUGCUCACUUUGGUCGAUACAAGCACUCACACUGCUCUCAGUUUUCAUGCUGCUCAGAAGUGCAAGGAAUGCAGCUUAUCUCUUCGUAGGAAUGGCUAUACGCUCUGGGUAUGGUUUCGGUCUUCAUCGAAGUGAGACGGCUACAAUCUUUUCGGAAGAUGAAAAAGUGGCUCGUCGUAGGCUUUGGCGCUCGCUGUUUGUCCUGGAUCGCUUCUUAGCAGUGGCCCUUGGCCGUCCGGUCGCAAUCGCCGAAGAAGAUAGUUCAGGCGAUGCUAUUCCGAGCAGUGGAUUUGCCAUCCACGAUUUCCCCUCAUCACAGCCCCACCAUUUGUGUGCAACUGGGAUGGAUGCCACAAUACGAAGCUGUCAUCUAAUGGGCAUGAUACUUCGGAGAGUCUACUACCGCCGAAAGGUCUCAAUCGUUGAGACGCAAUCUCUUGCAGGCUUGUGCAGACAAUGGCCUGAAAAACUCUCCCCUGAUCUUCAUUGGCGCCAAGCUUCUCCAGAAUCCCCCAGACAAGCGAUCGCUAUCUUGCAUUGCAAUUUAGCCUACUGGCACUCGAUCAUUAUCUUGACCAGGCCAUUCUUCCUCUAUCUUUUGAGCAUCCAGAUCCAGCAAGAUCGACUCAAAAUUCAUGUCACGGAGCCUCGACGCAAGGCGGAUAUGGAAAAGUUCUCCGAUGCUUGCUUGAUUGCAUCAAGACACACUAUUGCUGUCAUUCAGAACGCUUAUCAAGGAGGCUACUUGCCUACUCUUAACUUCUUUCCGACUUACUGCCUGUUCGCUGCAGCCUUGGUGAUUUUUGUCAACGAUUUCACUCGCCCUUCAAAAAACACUUUGGAUCGUCAACGUAUGCAGAUUGCCAUCGAAAUUCUCAGAUACUGCGCUAAAGAUGAUGUUCAGGCAUCUCGUGCCGUUCGAAUUUUGGAAGUAUUUCGGCACGUCCUUUUGAACCAAGCUCAGCCUAAUCCAUUCGACAUGCAAGUCCCAGAUGGCAUUGGUCCAGUCGUAGGAUCAUACGGCAUGGGGCUAGGUAGCGGUAUGGGUCUACCCGGGCCUAUACCCAUGCCACCUGCUGCGUCUAGCUCCACAAGAGCGUUCCCAUCUCAGCCUGUAGUCUCUCAUUCGAACAUACACCCAGAGCAAACUGCAGGCGAAUUUCCGUUGACUGGUUUCAUAGACUUUGGCAAGAACGCCUUGAAUAAUGCUUCUGGAGGGACAUCUCAGAUUGCAGAUGAGGAUAUAGAUUUUGAAUCCUACUGGCAAUGGCCUGACGCUAGUCCAUUACCGACGGGGGGAUACACACACGGAUAG
Messenger RNA from Bacidia gigantensis, 1881 nucleotides. RefSeq lists its product as uncharacterized. Gene Ontology annotation, biological process: DNA-templated transcription; positive regulation of transcription from RNA polymerase II promoter by galactose. Gene Ontology annotation, cellular component: nucleus. Gene Ontology annotation, molecular function: DNA-binding transcription factor activity, RNA polymerase II-specific; RNA polymerase II cis-regulatory region sequence-specific DNA binding; zinc ion binding. The transcript is spliced from 2 exons. NCBI's taxonomy places the organism in Eukaryota, Fungi, Ascomycota, Lecanoromycetes, Lecanorales, Ramalinaceae. The record is from RefSeq and is a predicted model, not a curated record. Bases 1 to 1881 code for a protein of 626 amino acids.